AACCAAAUUAAAUUAAAUCAAACUUAAAUGAAUUUUCUUCCUCUAUAAAUUCUGUAUUUUUCCCAUCAAAUAAUAUUCAUCACCCCCCACCCCCCCAAUCCCAAUUCUUGAAUUUGAAUUCUAGAGAGAGAAAAUGGUGACGGUGAAGGCUACUCACACAGUCCGGCCGGCGGAGCCGACGCCGGAGGAGAUUAUGUACAUAAACUCUUGUGAUCAAAUCAAAGACAUAACACACACGCCAACUAUUUACUUCUACAAGAAUUCUGAAGCUUUGGAUUCUGAAAACGACGCCGUUUCGAUAUUGAGGGAUUCUCUGAGCAAAGCUCUGUUCCUGUUUUACCCGCUCGCCGGCCGCCUCAACUGGGCGGCGGAGGGCGGCAGCAGGGUGGAGCUCCACUGCAACGGGAAGGGGGUCCCACUCUUCGAAGCCGAGUCCGACGCGGCGGUGGAGGAUUUCGGUGACUUCACGCCGACGGCGGCGAUCCAGGCCUUGAUACCGUCGGUGGAUUACACCACCCCGAUCGACGAGAUUCCUCUGGUUAUAGUCCAGCUCACUCGUUUCCGGUGCGGCGGCGUUAGUGUCGGGCUCGGGAUUUCACACGUCAUGGCCGACGGGCCGAGCGCCCUCCACUUCGUGGACGAGUGGACGAAAUUCGCCCGCGGCGUCGGCCCGGCGGUGCCGCCGUUCCUCGACCGGAAAGUGCUGGAGACACCGCCGGAGAAGGCUCCGGCCGUCAAAUUCGACCCGGCGGUGCUCCGCCGCCCCCCGACGUUGGUCGGGGAGGACGACAGCAGCCUGGAGCAGAGGAAGAAGCCGAUCGGCGUAGCCUUCCUCACCCUAACCAAACUCCAAAUCGAGAAGCUCCGCAACAAAGCCAACCUCGACUUCGACUACGAAAACUCCGGCGGACGCGGGUACUCAAGAUUCGAGGCCGUCGCCGCCCACAUCUGGCGGUGCACAAGCAAAGCCCGCGGCCACGUCGCCGAACAACAAACAAGCCUCCACUUCGUCGCCGACUUCCGCAACAAACUCCAACCACCCCUCCCGAAGAACUACUUCGGCAACGCGCUAAUCCGCGUCGAAGCCACCGACACCUCCGGCAGCCUCCUAUUGAACCCCAUCGGCGCCGCCUCCAGGAAAAUCCGGGAAGCCGUCGAAAAAGUCACCGAGGAUACAGUGAGAGCCUACCUAGACUACCUCAAGGAGCUGCCGGACGUUGGCCGAUUCCGAUCACUAGACAACUCCGGCCGGCCGAAGGGAGAUUUCUACGGAAAUCCGAAUUUAGCAAUCAUAAGCUGGAUGUCACUGCCGCUAUACGGGGCGGAUUUCGGGUGGGGGAAUGAGAUCCAUUUAGGACCGGGUCCGAUGGGGUUCGACGGGAAAACAUUCAUUAUUCCGACCCGGGAAGGAAACGGGUCGUUUAACGUAGCUAUAUGGUUGCAGGAGGAGUAUAUGGGGGCUUUCAAGAACUUCUUGUAUGAUGGUAUUUGAAUUUAUAUAUUAUUUAUUAUUUAUUAUUUAUUUUUCGUUGUCUAAAUUCUAAAAGGAUAAAUCAAUAUGUUGUUUUUUUUUUUUGAAGAAAUAUAUAAUAUUUUUUUUUUGAACUUUCCAUUAUAUUGUGUAAUAGUUAUAAAGUAGGAAAAAUAACGUGGUGAUGAGAAAGUUGAUGAUGAAAAAUUCUUGCAA
This is a messenger RNA of Erythranthe guttata (spotted monkey flower), 1687 nucleotides long. RefSeq names its product spermidine hydroxycinnamoyl transferase. NCBI's taxonomy places the organism in Eukaryota, Viridiplantae, Streptophyta, Magnoliopsida, Lamiales, Phrymaceae. Gene Ontology annotation, molecular function: acyltransferase activity, transferring groups other than amino-acyl groups. The record is from RefSeq and is a predicted model, not a curated record.